AUGUAUGGCGACUUUGAGGCACAGAGGCAUUGGAUGGAACUUACCAUUCACCUUCCUAUCAGCGAGUGGUAUUGGUAUGAUCUGCAAUGGUGGGGGUUGGAUUAUCCACCCUUGACGGCGUAUCAUAGUUGGUUAUGCGGUAAAAUUGGAUCUUUAGUCAACCCAUCCUGGUUCUCCCUUCUCACCUCCCGCGGUCACGAAUCUUACAACCACAAAGUCUUCAUGCGAGCAACCGUUGCCGUUUCCGAUUAUCUGAUUUACAUACCCGCGCUCGUGAUAUUUACAAAAUGGUGUUCCCGAGCCACGGGGACGGAUAAAUACGAUCGAAUAAUUGCGUUAUCCAUACUCCUUUCUUCGCCUGGGUUGAUAAUAAUUGACUAUGGACAUUUCCAAUACAACAGUGUGAUGCUCGGGUUGUGCAUCUUUGCGUUCGCAAGCUUUUUGGCGGAUAGGUUGUUAUGGGGCAGUCUUUUGUUUGUGAUGGGGUUGGGGUUUAAACAGAUGGGACUUUAUUAUGCUCCUGCUGUUUUUGCUUAUCUUGCCGGGUUGUGUGUUAGCUUUGGUGGUGCUAAUACUCGAGGUGAUGGCGGGAAUAGGAGUGGGAAUGGGAUUAAUAUUGGUGGAUUGUUAAAGGUUGAUAUUCAAACGCUGGCAUUGUUGGGUAUUACCGUUAUCUCGACGUUUGGGAUAAUGGUCGCCCCGUUCGCCAUUUUCCACGGUCCGGACCGAACUGGAUUAGAACAACUGGGACAAAUGGUACACCGAGUAUUCCCAUUCGCCCGUGGACUCUGGGAAGAUAAAGUCGCAAACUUCUGGUGUGCAACCAACAUCGUAUUUAAAUACCGAGAACGACUAUCGACACCGGCUUUACAAAAGAUAUCAUUGCUUAUGACGAUACUUGCUAUAUUACCGCCUUGCUUGUUAUUAUUUUUGAGGCCGAAGAAGAGGUUGUUACCUUGGGGUGUGGCGGGGUGCGCUUGGGGGUUCUUUUUGUUCAGUUUUCAGGUUCAUGAGAAGAGUGUGCUUUUGCCCAUGGUGGCGAUGAAUUUGGUCGUUGCUGGGGGGUUGGAUAGGGAUUUGUUGAGUUGGAUUGGGUGGGCUAAUAAUGUGGCAAUGUUUUCGAUGUGGCCGUUAUUGAAGCGUGAGGGGUUGGGAUUACAGUAUACAGUUCUGACGGCGCUAUGGUCGUGGUUACUAUCGCUCCAUGAGCUACCAACAUCGAUAUAUGCGAAGAUAUUGCAUUCAGGGGUGUACGCUGGUGCUAUUGGAUUACAUAUCGCGGAACUUACGGUUACGGAAGGCAUUGUUGAAAGGUUUCCGGAUAUUUGGGUGGUGGGGAAUGUGGUAUUGUGCUUUGGAGCGUUUGGGAGUAUGUAUAUUUGGGUGCUGUAUAGGAUGGCAGAGGAGGCGGGGUUAUUAGAUGAGUAUUCUGUUGGGGGUGGAGGGGAAGAGGAGAAGGAGAGGUUGAAGAAGGUAGAGUGA
This is a messenger RNA of Orbilia oligospora ATCC 24927, 1482 nucleotides long. RefSeq lists its product as uncharacterized. Bases 1 to 1482 code for a protein of 493 amino acids. Gene Ontology annotation, molecular function: dolichyl pyrophosphate Man9GlcNAc2 alpha-1,3-glucosyltransferase activity. The transcript has 3 exons. The record is from RefSeq and is a predicted model, not a curated record. Lineage: Eukaryota; Fungi; Ascomycota; Orbiliomycetes; Orbiliales; Orbiliaceae. Gene Ontology annotation, biological process: protein N-linked glycosylation. Gene Ontology annotation, cellular component: endoplasmic reticulum membrane.